GACUCCGCUCCCUCCAAAAUCGCGCGUACAUUGGCAACAUUGUUUUUUGGUAGUUUACAAAUAAAAUGGCCGAUAUGUGAGGCUAGUUUGUAUGGACAAUAAAAUAUGCAAUUAUGUAAAAUUAAUGACCGUCGGCUGUGCGUGCGUCCAAGUCAAAACGUAGCUCCGUGAGCGCGAAACGCGGAAAAAGUGCGCGGAGCACGAGUGAGAGUGUGGGAGCGCCGCGGGAGGAAGGUGGAGGUUGUCUUUGAAGACCCGUGCCGUGGACGCCGCGGGCCUGAAAGACCGAAACGAGGAAAUCACUUAUGGUCUCCAACACACACAGAAGAGCCGUGCGGCGUGCUUCUGUCUAUUGGUGUACAGUGGCGCGCGACAACGGUACGAAAGCAACUCCUAGAGAUUCGCGGAAGCACGUUUUGAAAAGAGAAAACGGCGGGGCUUGAUCGCUUUCCUCCGAUAUUCUCGACGUACGGCUCGCACCGCGGCUCGCACAACCCCCCAACGUCGUGUCGGCUCGGCUCGGGUCCCGGGGCACGCAUCGCGAUCCCGAGAUCGGCGUAAACGCCUCGGGAGCACAUUGCACACUUUUGUGACGUGAGUAGCGGGAUAAUUUUGCUGGAUUAACAUCACUUUGCAGCCCCGUUGUUGCCCGUGUAUCCAGAGUGAGCCGGGGGGGCGGCCUCGCGGAUUUACAGCGAGCGGAUACUCAAGCUCGCUGUAUAGCGUCUCCUGUGUCGACCUGUGACGGCCGCUCUUGGAGCACAGAUAUGACACCCGUGUUUUACUCCCAAGGCCGAGAUACUGGAGCGUGACGGGUACGUUUACUUGGAACCUCUCAAAAUAUUUCCCACGGAUCAGUUUGUUAUAGUGGAAAGGGCUGGCGCGGAAAAUGCAUUGACAGACACGGAACAACGCACGAGUGCCGCGUCCAGCCAGACCAACCCAUCCAUCACAAACCUCACGAAUAUGUGCACCACUCCUGGGAAUGCAGGCGCAGGAUUCGGGUAUACUUGGUCCUUCGGUGGGCCGGGGACGGAGACCCGAGAGAAUGCCCAGAGCGAACUCGCCACCAACAUCAGUUACGCCGUCAACAACAAUCAAGAUCAGGGUUCCAGUCAAAAGAUACAGGUCGACAUCAAGCCGGCCAAGGUUACCGCUACCACCCAUCGUCGUCCGAUGUUUGCGAUGAACGAGAGUUGUCAGCAAACACCUACUACGCAUCAUGGCCAUACGGGCGGAGCGCAUAAUCAAACGACCCACGGCACUCACGUUCGCACCAAGAAGCAUCACGACGUAUUUUCAUUGACCUGUGACAAAGGGGGAUGUAAUUGCGACGCGGCGCAUCCUACACCCCCACCUUCCUUAUUCUCAAACACCUUAGUUUUUACCACAGCUGACAAGCACGCCAUGAGUAAGCACUUCAUGACACCGCUCGGACCGUUGCAGCUUACGGCAGAGGAGUGCAAUGAGAUCCUGAUGAAGAGAGCAGCCGCCGCGUCUAAUCAGUCCACUGCGGCGAAUAACGUUGCGACGAGUCAAACGGACAAUACUGCCCAUUUCGGGCACGUUUUGACCCAUGUGAAUACAACGCAAAUCGAGUCGAAAGUCAAACAGCAGCAGGACAUGGGUAGUCAGGUCCGUGUACCGAAGGAACGGCCGUACUCCUGUUCAGAAUGCGGGAAAUCCUUUCUCCUGAAGCAUCAUCUUACGACGCACGCGAGAGUACAUACUGGAGAACGGCCGCACAUUUGCAUUCAUUGCGGCAAGAGUUUUGCGCACAAACAUUGUCUUCAUACGCAUCUGCUGUUGCACAGCGCCGAGAGACCGUAUCAAUGUCGCGAAUGUAAAAAAUCUUUUACCCUGAAGCAUCAUCUUGUAACACACACUCGCGUGCAUACGCGGGAGCGGCCGUUUGUCUGUCAAGAAUGCGGAAGAGCAUUUCCUCUGAAACGUCACUUGGUGACGCACAGUAAGUUCCACUCGGGGGAGAGACCUUACGUCUGCGAGGAGUGCGGGGAGUCGUUUUCGCAAAAGGAUCAUCUCACGAUGCAUUCACGCUUCCACGGCAGCCUACAUCCAUUUGUUUGCCAUGACUGCGGUGCAACUUUCCAAAGGAAGUUUGAGCUAGUCAAUCAUGGCCGGCUACAUGGCAGAGUUCCACAUUCGUGUACCGUCUGCGGAAAGGAAUUUCUGCAGAAGAGAACACUUUUAGCUCAUAUGCGUUUACAUACGGGUGAGACACCCUUCGCUUGUACCGUUUGUGGAGAAGCAUUCCCUCGGAAAGCAGACCUGGUCGCUCAUUCUAAGAUUCACAAUAACAAUGCAAAUACUGAUGAAAAAUCCCUUACAUGCAGAGAAUGUGGGCUGGACUUCCCAAAUCGAGAAGCUCUAAAUUUGCAUCAAAGGUUACAUACUGGUGAUCGAACACUCGUAACGGACCUUUGUGGAUUAGCAGCUGCCUUUCAGCAAACUCCAGCACAUUUCCUUACUCCAAACACUCCAGGAACACAUCAGGUAACGAUUAUGAACGGACCGAUUGGAACGCCUGGUGUCAGUCAUAUGCAUGGCGCGACACAAACAUCGCCGCCAGUAGGUACAGGACCAAAACCUAAGCCACACAUUUGUCCUGAUUGCGGCCGCGGUUUCGCACAAAAACACGGCUUGUCGCAGCAUCAACGACGUCACACGGAUGGCAGUUGCCAUAUAAGAUCACACGUAUGCGACAAAUGCGGCAAAGCCUUCUUCCAAAAGAAUCAUUUGUUAUUACAUCAACGUCAGCAUAUGGAUCCGCCACCAAGUAUACUUAGACAACAACAAAGACAAGCUGCCCAAGCUGCGGCUCAGCAAGCGCAACAGCAACAGCAGCAGCAAGCGCAGCAGCAGCAGCAACAAGUUCAGCAGCAGCAGCAGCAAGUACAACAAGUGCAACAGCAGCAGCAGCAGCAACCACAACAACAACAGCAAACGUGUACCGUCGAUACGAAAACGAUUCAACUACAGGCAAUACAGCAGCAGGUGCAGCAACAGGUGCAACAACAGGUGCAACAGCAACAACAGCAGCAGCAACAGCAGCAGCAGCAACAACAGCAGCAGCAGACGCAGCAACAGCAAGCAUGUUCCGUGGACGCUAAAGCAAUACAGUUGAACGUCACCAUGUGAGACGGUAUAAAGAUGAGGGACUGGAGAGUCCUUGAAACGAUAGCACUCCCAAAUGCGCACCCUGCUGCCACCCUCUACACGCACUUCUCUUGUACUAACAAUAUACGUUAGAUAUAUAUUUAUUAUCUCUAGAUUCAAAAAUAAUAAUCAAUUUUAUUACAAGGAUAGAAAUAUACAAAGAAUAUACAUAUAUACACUAUAUUCUAAUUAAUAUAAGGCUUGUAACAAGGAAAUAAAAGUAAUCAUAUAUUAGUGUUUUACAUAUACUUUAUAAAUAUACAAAUAUAAAAAUAUAUAAAUAUAUAAAUAUAUAAAUAUAUACUCUAGACAUGUAAAAUGAGACUAAACAAAUUAGUUGCCUUAAUGAGAAGAAGAAUUUUAAUGAACAUUAACUAUUAUGUUUGGUGAUUUUUUCAGUUGCUUUUAUUUAGUAGGACAUCACUUUAUAAGAAAACACGUAUUGAAUAAAUCAAGAUAAAAACAUAAGUUCGCCGUGUAUCGCUGCUUUGUUGUUAUCCUUCUCAAUGUAAUUUGUGCGAUCAACUAAACUAACUGAAGUAACUGAAAGAAGAUAAUUGAUGUAUCAACAGUGUAAGAUGGUAACAGAAAGUGGGAGAUUCUGUAAACGCGUUUUGGCGAAGAGAAAGAGGGUGGCAGACAUUGCGCAUUUAUGAAGCAUUUUUGAAGCUUAGAUCUAUACAAGAUAGCAUUUUAGCCCCGCGCAAUUUAUAUUUUUACGUUAAACGAUACGAGCAAGAUGUUCGUUAAAUUUUAGAAAUACGUAAGAAUCCCGGUUUUAUAAGAUCCAAAUAUCAAUAAAUGGAUGUAAAUGUUUUUCGUGAGGAAUUAACGCGAUGUAUGGACGCUAUAUACGAAAAAAAAUCUUAACGUUAUAUAUACAAAAAUUAAUGCAUAUAUUAGUUUUACAUCAGUAAAGUUAUAAAAGUUAUAUAAGAUUAAUACAUAUACAUUCUGAGCGUGUAUUAAUCUUUUUAUACGUGCACUUCGCGUUUAGAAUCCCAAGAAGCUUUUCCACGUGCUUAAUUGUCGUUUUCGAUUAAAUUAAAUUUUCUCCGUAAUAACAAAGUGCGCGUCGCGUGCAGUUUCGUGUGAGAUUGCUUAGCGGGCUCUUUUAAUAAAACGCAAAUUUAAUUUUUGUCAGCAAGAGUAUAUUAACUAAUAGUAUAGCUAUAGAAAAUCGGAAGAAAUACGAAUAAAGGUUUCCUACAUAGUUUU
Wasmannia auropunctata (little fire ant) is the source of this 4395-nucleotide messenger RNA. Its product is annotated as zinc finger protein 2-like. Gene Ontology annotation, biological process: regulation of cytokine production; regulation of immune system process; negative regulation of transcription by RNA polymerase II. The record is from RefSeq and is a predicted model, not a curated record. Lineage: Eukaryota; Metazoa; Arthropoda; Insecta; Hymenoptera; Formicidae. The coding region runs from base 967 to 3159 and encodes 730 amino acids. The transcript is spliced from 3 exons. Gene Ontology annotation, molecular function: DNA-binding transcription factor activity; RNA polymerase II cis-regulatory region sequence-specific DNA binding.